Messenger RNA from Danio rerio (zebrafish), 1218 nucleotides. RefSeq names its product empty spiracles homeobox 1 (gene emx1). Gene Ontology annotation, molecular function: DNA binding; DNA-binding transcription factor activity, RNA polymerase II-specific. NCBI's taxonomy places the organism in Eukaryota, Metazoa, Chordata, Actinopteri, Cypriniformes, Danionidae. The record is from RefSeq and is marked provisional. Gene Ontology annotation, cellular component: nucleus. Gene Ontology annotation, biological process: regulation of DNA-templated transcription; regulation of transcription by RNA polymerase II.
AUUCUCACUUUUCCUUUCGUGAUUUAUGGACACCACUGGAUCGAUGGAUGGAAUAAUUGCCAGAAAUAGGGCUCAUUAAAAUGUUAUAUAUCUGACUUCACUACAAUGUCCUUCUAAUAAACAACUUCAAAUAUAGAUCACUCCAGGAGAUCUGAAAGGACGUGAAGGUGAUCCUCUCUCAACAGCUGGACUCUUCUGGUCAUACCGUCACGGACAAUGUUCUCGGCAACGGGGAAGCGCUGUUUUACCAUUGAGUCUCUGGUGGCGAAGGAAAGCCCCAUUACACUAGAAGACCCUAUUCGCCCAACCGCUCUAAGCUACUCGGCGCCCGCUGACAGUUUUCUUAACGGGUACCAAAGCCCCGCAGGCCGCGCGCUCUAUCCAAACCCCGAGCUGGUGUUUUCGGAGACUGUGAACCAUGCACCUCUCAGCAUGCACCCACACCAGCUCGGCAGCGCACCCCUCCAGCACCCGCACUUCUUUGGCACGCAACAUCGUGAACCACUGAAUUUCUACCCUUGGGUCCUAAGGAACAGGUUUUUUGGACAUCGGUUUCAAGGUAAUGAUGUCUCCCAGGACACGCUGCUACUACACGGACCGUUCGCGAGGAAGCCUAAACGGAUUCGCACCGCAUUCUCGCCGUCUCAGCUGCUGCGCCUGGAACGCGCCUUCGAGAAAAACCAUUAUGUUGUCGGAGCGGAACGGAAACAGCUCGCAAACAGCCUCAGUUUAUCCGAGACUCAGGUGAAAGUUUGGUUCCAGAACCGCAGGACCAAGUAUAAGCGGCAGAAGCUGGAGGAAGAAGGCCCGGAGUGCACACAAAAGAAGAAAGGAAACCACCACAUUAACCGCUGGAGGAUUGCCACCAAACAGACCGGAUCUGAGGACAUAGAUGUCAUGUCUGAUGCUUAAGACCAACCUAAACACUGCCCAAAUGAACACACAAGACCAAGAAAAACACUAUUUAUUUAAUGUUAGUCACGAUAUUUCAGAUUCUAAACAUUCACCUUCAAAUAACAGCAGAGGACAUGACCACGUAGCCUAUGUGAUACCUGAGUUGAGGAUGAAUUUAAACAGGUCAGCAAGUAACCCAGGACCCAACACUAUAGCUGAAUAACAUGCCUCUUUUGGAGUUAUCCAAUGUUUGAGACAUGCGACACCUGUAGGAAGAGAAUAGCCUAUAUGCUUUUGCCACUUUUAGUUUUUUGAAAAUACAUA